GUAUCAUAAAAUGUCUGUCGUCGUUCCAAAGGAUGUUCCUACAUUGGGUAUUUUAGUUGGUGGUGGUCCAGCCCCAGGUAUUAACGGAGUUAUCAGUUCUGUUACUAUUGAAGCAAUUAAUAAUGGAUAUCGUGUUUUGGGAUUCUUGGAAGGUUUUAAUUAUUUGAUUGCUCAAGAUGAUUCUAAAAUUGUUGAAUUGACCAUUGAUGCAGUUUCUCGUAUUCACUUUGAAGGUGGAAGUAUUUUGAAGACUUCACGUGCUAAUCCAACUAAGAAGGCUGAAGAUUUGACCAAGUGUGUCAAACAAUUACAAAAAUUCAAUGUUUCUCUUUUAGUUACAAUUGGUGGUGAUGAUACUGCAUUCAGUAGUAUGAGUAUUGCUAAGGCUGCUAAUAAUGAAAUUCACGUUUGUCACGUUCCAAAGACUAUUGAUAACGAUUUACCAUUGCCAUAUGGUAUUCCAACAUUUGGUUAUGAAACUGCUCGUGAAUUUGGUGCUUCUGUUGUUCGUAGUUUAAUGUCAGAUGCUCAAACUGCUUCACGUUAUUUCAUUGUUGUUGCUAUGGGUAGACAAGCUGGUCAUUUGGCUUUGGGUAUUGGUAAAUCUGCUGGUGCUCAUUUAACUUUAAUUCCAGAAGAAUUCACCAAUGAAGCUGGUGAAAUUCAAGUUACUUUUAAGAGAAUUUGUGAUCUUAUUGAAUCAAGUAUUAUUAAGAGAUUAGCUUUGGGUAAAGAUCAUGGUGUCAUUAUCUUGGCUGAAGGUUUAUUGGAAUACAUGUCAACUGAAGAAUUGAAACAAGCAUUCGGAAAUCAAUUGAAAUAUGAUGCUCACGAUCACAUUAUGUUGGCUGAAUUGGAUUUCGGACGUCUUGUUCGUGAUGAAAUGAGAGAUCGUGUCUCUAAACGUGGAUUGAAAUUUGCUUUCACUGAAAAGAAUUUGGGUUAUGAAUUGAGAUGUGUUUCUCCAAAUGCUUUUGAUCGUGAAUAUACUCGUGAUUUGGGUAAUGGCGCUGCUCGUUAUUUAUUAUCUGGUGGUAAUGGUGCUUUGAUUAGUGUUCAAGGUGAUAAGAUGGUUCCAAUGAAUUUCGAAGAUUUGAAGAAUCCAAAGACUGGUAAGACUCGUACUCGUCAAGUUGAUAUUAAGAGUGAAGGUUUCCAAGUUGCUAAGAGAUAUAUGAUUCGUUUGACUUCUAAGGAUUUGAAUGAUCAAGAAUUCCUUGCUCGUUUGGCUCAAGCUGCCAAGAUGUCUGUAACUGAAUUUGUUGAAACUUAUGGAUAUUUGGUUCAAUAAUUUGAAUAACUUGUAAAUAAUAAUAAUAAUAACAAUCAAUAACAUUUGAAAC
Naegleria gruberi is the source of this 1343-nucleotide messenger RNA. Its product is annotated as pyrophosphate-dependent phosphofructo-1-kinase. Gene Ontology annotation, biological process: fructose 6-phosphate metabolic process; glycolytic process; response to glucose. The record is from RefSeq and is a predicted model, not a curated record. Bases 11 to 1291 code for a protein of 426 amino acids. Gene Ontology annotation, molecular function: 6-phosphofructokinase activity; diphosphate-fructose-6-phosphate 1-phosphotransferase activity. Gene Ontology annotation, cellular component: cytosol. Lineage: Eukaryota; Heterolobosea; Eutetramitea; Acrasida; Naegleriidae. The transcript is spliced from 2 exons.